ACAUGAAAAUUUAAUUGUAAACUUUUUCUUAGUGCCCACAUUGUCCAAAAACAUUUGUACGUGCUAUAUUCGUAAAUGCUCACAUAGCACGCAAACACUCAUACAUAUCAGAGAUAGGUGUAUCUACUUCUCCUAUACAUGAUCAUUAUCGAACAGAAACAGAGAAAUUGCAUAACGAAAUAAAGACAUUAAAGGAAAGAUUGAAUCAAACAGAAAGAGUGAUAAGAAAUGAGUCUGACAAACUGGAUACAGAAAAGAAUUAUAUAAAAAACAUAAGUAAGAAUGAAUAUGAUAUUGGCAAAGUAAAUAAAGGAUAUCAGGAUGAUAUUGAAAACUUGAAAAGCAUGUUGUUUGAUGAAAUACGGGCAUUAAGAGAAAAAGAUCACGUUGUAAAUGAGAGUAUUUUAGAGAUGAAUGUGAAAACUUUAAUCAGUCAGCAGGAGAAAGAGAUUGAGAAUUUGAGAAAUCAACUCCUUGAAAGAUUGACUCCAGGUAUGGAAAACAUGCAAGUAAAAUUGCAAGCGCAAGAAAAUCAUUGGAAAAGUAAAAUAGAAGAUAUGGAAACUCAACAUCGUCAAGAUAUUGAGAGAUUGACCACAGAAUUGAAAGCGACACAACAAGUAGCUGAUCGCAUAAAAUCUGAAUAUACAUUUAAAGUGUACGAUUUAGAAAAACAAUCUAUGGAUCAGUCUAAUAUGUUAGUGGAGCAAAGAGAACAGUUAAAUAGUUUGUCACGUAAGAUCAAUAAUUCACAGGCACAAAUUAGUAGUCAUAAAAUUAAGGAAAAAAAUAUAGUAGAAGAAAAAUACGAAGAAUUUCAUGAAUCUCCUUUGCAAACAAUAAAACAUGAUAGUAAUUAUAAUGAGAACAAAACUUACAAAAGUUUAAAUCAUAUUAAAAAUACUGAGGUGGUUAUUGAAGAUAUCGAUAGUGAAUCUAGUCAAGAAUACAAUAAGAAAGUGUCAGCCUUGGCACAAAGUCAUGUAUCUAGUAAAAAUAAUACUGUAAAAUGCAAGGGUAAUAAGAAAAUUAUUAUUGAUGAUAGCAAAACCGUAAAACAUAUGGUUACAAAACCUAAUCUGAAAAAAUUGGAUAAAUCAGAAGUUGUUAAGAAAACGAAAAAAAAUGUGAGGCAUGAUGCAUUGAAUGACAUAACUGAAAUAAAUCGUACAAGUAAAAGCUUUAAUAUCAAAGAAAACUUUUCUAAUAAUGUAAAUAAAAAGUACAUAGAUGCUAGAGAGAAGAAAGAAACGUUAAAUACCGAUAGUGUGAAAAACAAAUUUGAAUUUUUAGAAAGACAUAGUGUAAGUUCCACGACAGAAUCCGAAUCUUUAUCGUUUAUGGCAGAAUCCGAAACUGAUAGCGAGAGCGUUACAGCGGACGAUGGUUCAGUAAAAAAAUAUGAAUCGUCUACAGUUAAAUCUUCCAAUAUUAGAAGAAUAUCGAUGCAAGAAGAUGCACAAAGUAUAUUUAAUAACCGACUGAGAGAGUUAGGAAUUGAUCCAGAAUGGCAAGGAAUACCUAUGGUAACAUUUAGACAAAAGAUGGAGAUUAUAAAGCAUCAACAAAAUAUUAAUGCAAAGAAAAUAGUUCGAUAUAAUCAAAUCAAACAAAAAAUACUUGAAGAUGUUCGUCAAAGAAUAUCGGCAAAUUAUAAGAGAUCAAAAUAUUCCACACUUACAAAAAAUUCUCCAUUGAAUAAACUAAUUACACAAAAAGUGAAAUCAAAAUCUUGGAAAGCAUUUAACAAAGACAAUGGCGAAUAUACAUCUAUUCAGAAAACAGAGAAUACAACACCAUUAAAAUCACGUCUGAAACGAAAGAUUGAACUCCUACCUAAAAAAUAUAAAGAUGAGCAGAAUACGCGUGAAUUGCCGUUGAAAAAAAAUGGAAGAGAUAUUUAUACCAGUCCAAAAAUGAUUUCGACAUCUCCCCAGUCAAUUCAGAAUAUUUCCUCUACAAGUUCCAUUGAAUCCCGAGAUGAUGUGAAACAGAUUUCGCCUACAAAGAUAACUGUAUUAGAUAUUAAAACACGUAAAGUAAGUUCUCCGAUCAGCAAAAAACAGGUGGCAGUAUCAAAAUUUUCUGAAAACGACAACUCGGAUAGUACGAUUAUCCAAGACGAUUUAGUUUUUUCUCCGAAGAACAAUAAAAGUGUUUUGAAACCGACAAGUGGUUCAGUUGGUAGUUUGGUAAAGAAAAAAGUCUUAUUUGAUUUAGACGAUAAAAAGAAUGAUGCAACGAUGUCGGAAAAUAAUCAAAGAAAGAAUCAAAUAAAUAAUGAUGAUUGGAUUGUCUCAAGUUUUACUGAGAGAAAAGAUUAUACGUUACAAAAAGAGAAGUCCAUGAGUACAGGCAACAUUGUUUUAAAAACUUCGCAAAGCGACAAAAUCGCAGAAAUAUCAAAAAAGAUACAAGAACAAUUGAGAGUAGCAAAGAAACCACCUGCAGGAUCGAUUGAAACAAUCUUUCGAUUCAAUACGAGCUCGCAGGAUCUUGUAAAUUAUAAUACCGGAAAUCAAUUUUUAAAUUCCACUAGUCGCAUGAGCUCAAUCUUGAACAGUCCUGUACAAAAUUUUACAAGUCCAAAGGCAAAAGAUAAUGUAUUUCCACAACCUGCUCCACGUACUAUGAAAGAUAGGAAUCUGAUUCAAAGUAAAAGUGAAAUGAAAUAUUCUGAUUUAGAUUCAGAUAUAAAUGAAAUAUUACAAAUGGAAUAAAGUGUAUUAUAUUAGGCAUCAAUUGUAUGCAUGUAUACAUGUUUGUGUAUACAAAAUGAUUUUAAAUUAUCUUAAGUUACGUACCUUUUGCUGUUGAUAUUGUAAAUUAAAUAAGUUUUAUGUAUAACUUAGUUAUAAGUUUUACAUUAGUUUUUGUAUGAUUAAUUAUGUAAUUACAUUUUUAUAUAAAAA
Messenger RNA from Pogonomyrmex barbatus (red harvester ant), 2912 nucleotides. RefSeq names its product DAZ interacting zinc finger protein 1 (gene DZIP1). Gene Ontology annotation, biological process: cilium assembly. Gene Ontology annotation, cellular component: cytoplasm; ciliary basal body. Lineage: Eukaryota; Metazoa; Arthropoda; Insecta; Hymenoptera; Formicidae. The record is from RefSeq and is a predicted model, not a curated record.